CUUUUGCCGUUGCUCAUGGCUUGGGUGGUGGGAGAGAAAAAUGAGGAAUGAUUCGUUGGUUCGUGGGCAAUCUGAGUCCCUAAUCAAUCGUAAGCAGUCUUCGAGGACAAAAGCCAGACAUUGUCACGAGUGCCGUGCAGCCGCCAUGGUGUUGGCUUGAGAGAAGAGAUAGACCGAACGCAAACCAGCGCCAUCUCAACGCAGGAACCCUCUUCAUCGGCUGUCAUCUUCAUAGGACGGCUUCGACGGUUAUAAGCCACAGUAGUAGAAUAGGACACAAUGGCGAGCAGUGACGGUCUUCCGCGAAGAAUUGUCAAGGAGACACAACGUCUGAUUGCAGAACCCGUGGCUGGAAUCAGCGCAACUCCGUACCAAGAUAAUUUACGAUAUUUCGCAGUGGCCAUCGAAGGUCCAGCCGAUUCUCCCUAUGAACGAGGUGUCUUCCAAUUGGAACUAUUCUUGCCAGCGGACUACCCAAUGGCACCUCCCAAAGUCCGCUUCUUGACCAAAAUAUACCAUCCCAACGUGGACAAACUGGGGCGAAUCUGCUUGGACAUUUUGAAGGACAAAUGGAGCCCUGCUUUGCAAAUUCGAACCGUCUUGCUCAGUAUCCAAGCUCUAUUGAGUGCACCCAAUCCAGAUGAUCCCCUCGACAACACCGUCGCCGAAGUCUGGAAAAAGAAUGAAGCCGAAGCGAUUCGACGGGCCCGGGAAUUUACCGAGAGUUUUGCCAUGAAAGGCGGCACUACUGCUGCCAGUGCCACGGCAUCCAUGCCAAAAAAGUCGUGCUAGGUUGACUUCACUCGACUCUACCAUGAUGAUGAAACACAACGCAAAACUACGACAACCAAAACAAUAAUGAACGCUGCAAAAAAGACGAGGCAUGGUCUCUCCAUGUUUAGUAUUGCGGCUAGUGGUCGAUAGAAUGGUCGAGCUACCCGCAAGGAAAAUGGAAAGGCACAAUGCUCGUUGUAGAAAUCAAAGAUGCACCUUGUAACAAAGUGAUAGGUCUGAUAUAUUUAUAGAAACUACUCGGGUGAGCAUCGUAAUUGAAGUAGCGGCGCAUCAUCUAGU
This is a messenger RNA of Seminavis robusta, 1074 nucleotides long. Lineage: Eukaryota; Bacillariophyta; Bacillariophyceae; Naviculales; Naviculaceae. The record is from the annotation of a GenBank genome assembly.